AUGAUAAUUAUUUUACCUUUACGCUAUGCAAUUUUUUCUCAGGCUGAUGAGCUAGAAAGCCAAAUACGAGAUAUUUCGGAAAAAGAUGCGCAAUUAGAGACAAAAUUGGUCAAUGCACGAGAGCAAUGGAAAAAAUAUGAGAGAGCCUUAGCUAGUUCCAUGGAUAAGAAAACCAACAAUGGACUGAAUUCUGUGAAACGCAUCACCGAACAGUUUAGGAUUGAAGGUGUUUAUGGACCACUUUACGAAUUGUUUGAAUGUGCAAAUAAUUCUAUGUGGACAGCAGUAGAAGUCACUGCUGGACAAAGGUUUGAAAUUAUCUUUGUUGAUACAGAUGACACAGCUACUAGAAUUUUAGAUGCUCUCAAUCGUGAACAAAAUGGGCGUGUAACCUUUGUGCCGUUAAAUCGUUUGAGAACUAAGAAUUAUGAAUACCCUGAAUCUGAAGAUUUUUUACCCAUGGUCAAUGUUGUCGAAUUUGAUAAAGCGUAUACAAAAGCAAUAGUACAAGUGUUUGGUCGUACUAUAAUUUGCAAUGACUUGGAAACGGCAUCUAAGUUAUCUCGAGAAUACGAUUUGAAUGGCAUUACAUUGGAUGAUCAACAAAUCACACAAAAAUUGAAUGCAAUACAGAAUGUUGAGGCUAAAAGACGACAAGCUCAAGAUAGUCGCGAUCCUCUUAUGUUCGAAUUGAAUUCAAAAAUAAAGGAGGAGGCAAAUUUGAGAGAGUCAAAAAGCAACAAAGAAAAAUCAUUGUUGAAUAUUCAAAGCAGUAUUAAGAUGUUAAAUGCACAAAAGCAAGCUCAUCAAGCAGAAAUGAGUACUGAACUAGCCCAAAAUCUAACUCUACAAGAGCAACAGCGACUUGAAAGGUUGAAUGUUGAAGUUGAGCAGUUGAGUGAAAAAUUAUACAAGCUGUCGACAUCAAGAUCUGAGCUUGAGGGACGGAAAAAUGUAUUGGAGAAUGAAUUGGAUGCGAAUUUGAAAAGGCGCUACGAAGAGUUAUUAAUUCAAAUUGAUAGCCUAACUACAAGCGAAGAUGAUCAAAUCCGCAACAGCAAAAAUGAAGCCGAGGAACUCAUUAACGAAAUGUCUAAUCGGUCGAAAGAAAUCGAGAUAGAAUUGCAAGACCUCUCGACGGAGCUAAGUCAGAAGACUUCUAAAUCCGAAGCAUUAAAAACUGAACAAAGCAAUCGGCAGCAAAAGUUGGAGCGGCAGCAAAAGAAUGUCGACAAAUUUCUUUCAAAAAGGAAAUUAUUGUUACAGAAGAAGGAUGAAUGCACUAAAAAUAUUCGUGAACUUGGUGCACUACCAGAGGAGGCGUUUGAAAAGCAUAAAAAUACAGACCCUACAAAGGCUAUAAAUGAUCUAAUAACCGUAUUAGAUCAGCGUAAGGAUGAAGCAAUUGAACGUACUUUCAAACAGGUAGCGAAGUAUUUUGCCGAAAUAUUUGAAAAACUGGUACCUGCCGGACGAGGGCAAUUAAUAAUGCAAAAAAGAAAUGCCAAGGAACAAAUGGAAGAUGUCGAUGAACGGGAAGAACGUGAAGGUGGAUCUGUAGAUAGCUAUACUGGUGUUGCAAUCAAGGUCUCGUUUAACAGUAAAACAGACGAAGGCCUUCGUAUGCAACAACUGUCUGGUGGACAAAAAUCUUUGGUUGCGCUCACCCUAAUAUUUGCAAUACAACGAUGCGAUCCAGCGCCUUUUUAUUUAUUUGAUGAGAUUGAUGCUGCGCUUGACGCACAAUAUCGUACUGCUGUUGCAUGUAUGUAA
Molecule: messenger RNA, 1773 nt
Organism: Racocetra fulgida
Lineage: Eukaryota; Fungi; Glomeromycota; Glomeromycetes; Diversisporales; Gigasporaceae
Source: the annotation of a GenBank genome assembly